Brassicogethes aeneus is the source of this 1005-nucleotide messenger RNA. The record is from the annotation of a GenBank genome assembly. NCBI's taxonomy places the organism in Eukaryota, Metazoa, Arthropoda, Insecta, Coleoptera, Nitidulidae.
AUGACUACAAACAAUAAAAUAUGUCGGUUGUGUAUGAAAACUAAGGAUGAUUUGGAACAAAAUCCUGAUGAUGUAAAUUAUCAAAUUCAAUCUGAUUUGCAAUUGAAAAUAGAAAAUCUUGUUGGUGUUAAGAUCGAUAAUAAUGAUGGUUUAUUGCCUCAAAAAGUAUGUUUAAAAUGUACUGAAACAAUUAACACUUUUGGGGAGUUUGCCGAAAAAUGCCAAAAAUCCGAUGUUAUUUUGCGUAAAAUUUUUAAAAAAGAAGAGAGAUUUCGACACAGUUCUAACAUUUAUACAUUUAGAUGCCCAACAAAAAUUGCAGUAAAGUCUGAAAACAAUAAUAUUCUUAAAAUUGUUAAGAGGGACACGAGCAAUAUUGUUUUAAAGGUGGACAGCUAUAUGAAAUCUAUGGCUGAUGGCAAAUUAAGAAAAAUGAAAAAUAAAAAACCAAAGAAACAAGAAAUGAAUCCCAAAAUUAAAUGCAAUGUGAGGUCGUACAAUAAACGUAGAACAAGAUGUAAAGUUUGCCGCCACUUAAUUUUACAACAAAGAAUGAUGUCUCAUUUAUUGGCUCAUACAGAUGCUUAUAAGUGUAAUUUAUGUGGAGCAAGGCAUUCUUCAAAAAAUCUUUUAAAUAGGCACAAGAAAAUUAAGCAUAGGAAACAAACAAUAUUUGGUUGUUAUGUUUGUGGAUUGGAAACCCCUUCUCUGUUAGAUUUAAAUCGUCACCUUUCCAGACAUAAAUCUAAAUUGCGAAAAAAAAGAAGAAAAAACAAACGGCUCUGUGAAAUUUGCGAAAAACAAAACCUGGGAAAUAAAUUUCCUGUAAUAAACGUAAUAAGCACUGAAAAUACUUGUGAUGUUUGCCAAAAAACCUUUUCACAUCAAUCAAGCCUAAAUCGUCACAAAAAAUCUCACAAUAUUACCAUAAAAUGUGGAAGCUGCACAAAAAUGUUUCCAUCAUAUCUUGAGUUUGAAGGACACCAAUGUGAUACUCUUAAAUAA